AUUUCCCGACAGUCAUUGAAGCUAAAAUUUUGCCCACCACCAGCAGCAGCAGCAGCAGCAGCAGCCAUCCAAACAGAUUUCAUUCACUCAGUGGCCGCUCCGUGGAGAACAACAGGCUACCUCCCGCUGUCCUGUGAUGCUGCACAGCUAUGGGACAAAGGAAACAAAAAACCCUUAUGAAUCAAGGUUGCUAUCUAACAAAGAGCCAUAAAAUCAACAUCAACUUGAGAUCCUAAAUUAGGGGAACACUGCAAAGACAGCACCUUUUUAUUAUUGGUUUCAUGUUUUUUUGUUUUUUGUUUUUUAUUUAAGAAUCUUAUAAGCUAUUUAAUGUAUCACUCCUUAGACAAUAUUCUAAAGUGUCAAGCUAAGGAAGGUGAUGUUAUUCUGUAUUCAGUCAAGAUACCCCUACCACUAUUGUGCAGUGGCUUGUAAGAAUAUUUUGGCACUAAUGUUGUGUUUUGAGAGGAUGUGGAAUAAAAUAUACUCAUAACUGGAGGGGUUCAGUCCGCCCCAGUGCAACUGGCAGGGCCGAGUCUUUUCUCCAGCUCCCAGCUCUGUCCUCAUGUGGCAUUAGAUACUGACUGACUUGUCAGCACAGCCAGGAGUCAACGGAAGCUGCAUCUCCAGCUGCGCCAUGACUUCAUCGGACAAUGAAGAAACAGGGAGCGACCUGUCUCUGGAGAUCCACGAGCUCCAGGAUCAGUACACGGACCCAGAAAACUGCUUCAAGUCCAAAAGCUUACCCAUCCUGAAUGGACCGUGUCAGCCGGAUCGCAUGGCGGCAGAGCCUCGGCUGGUCAACACAACCCAUACCUGUGUGGCCGUGCGGGAGAGCAGCGAGCUACAGUCAAAAACCCCAGACUCCAGCCAGGCAGAGUCCCCCUCCUCCAGGACAGAUUUCUCCCCCUCUUUCUCCAGCAUGGUGGGGCUCAGCAGCUCUUUACCUGUGGAGGGCCACAGGGCUGUCGCCUCCGGGGGCAAAAAACUUGGUUUCUCUCUAACACGCCUUAUCCGCAUCCCAGCCAGGAAGUAUGUGCGGGUCAUCCUCAGUGACUCCCGCUGCUUCCUGUUCUGCAUGUGCUACCUGACCUUCAUCCAGUCCCUGAUGGUUUCGGGCUACCUGAGCAGUGUCAUCACCACCAUUGAGAAGCGUUACAGUCUGCGCAGCUCUGAGUCCGGCCUGCUGGUCAGCUGCUUCGACAUUGGCAGCUUGCUGGUGGUGGUUUUCAUCUCCUACUUUGGAGGCAGGGGUCAAAGGCCACGCUGGCUGGCUGUGGGUGGUGUGGUCAUUGCUGUUGGGGCAGCAUUGUUUUCCCUGCCCCACUUCAUCUCGCCACCCUACCAGAUCCAGGAGAUGAACUCCUCAGCGGGCCACGAAGGUCUCUGUCAGAGUGGCAACAACAGCGGGCGUGAAUUGCACGAUGUGGCAUCAUGCCCACGCGACCAGGAGGGAAAUGAGCACAACCUGUAUGUGACUCUGUUCAUCUGUGCCCAGAUACUUGUGGGCAUGGGUUCCACGCCAAUCUACACCCUGGGCCCCACCUACCUGGAUGACAAUGUGAAGAAAGAAAAUGCAUCUCUCUAUCUAGCCGUCAUGUAUGUGAUGGGAGCCCUGGGACCUGCAGCUGGCUACCUGCUUGGAGGCGUCCUCAUUGGCUUCUACGUCGACCCCAAAACUGUAGUCAACAUCGACCAGAGUGACCCUCGCUUUGUUGGCAACUGGUGGAGUGGCUUUCUCUUGUGUAGCGUAGCCAUGCUUCUGGUCAUCUUUCCCAUGUUUGCCUUCCCCAAAAAGUUGCCUCCGCGCCACAAAAAGAGGAAGAAGAAAAAGAUAAGCUCGCCAGGUGACGUGUCCAGCGACGACGAUGUGAUGAAGGAAAAGUCCAGUAGCAAAUGCCAGAACGUCUCUUCUUCAAUCGGCUUUGGAAAGGACAUCAAAGACCUCCCCAAGGCAGCGCUGAGGAUCCUCAGCAACAUGACCUUCUUGUUCGUCAGCCUGUCCUACACGGCGGAGUGUGCCAUCGUCACCGCCUUCAUUACCUUCAUUCCCAAAUUUAUUGAGUCACAGUUUGGUAUCCCCGCCUCCAACGCCAGUAUAUACACUGGUGUGAUCAUCGUACCCAGCGCCGGGGUGGGCAUUGUGCUGGGGGGCUACAUCAUCAAGAAGCUGAAGCUCGGUGCCAGAGAGUCGGCCAAGCUGGCCAUGAUCUGCAGCGGGGUGUCUCUGCUCUGCUUCUCCACGCUCUUCAUAGUGGGCUGUGAGAGCAUCAAUUUAGGAGGCAUCAACAUACCCUACACUACCGGUCCGACCCUGACGAUGACCCACAGGAACCUGACGGGCAGUUGCAACGUGAACUGUGGCUGCAGGAUCCAUGAGUACGCUCCGGUCUGCGGCUCUGACGGCAUUACCUAUUUCAACCCCUGUCUGGCUGGAUGCAGCACUGUGGGCAAUGACAGCACCGGGAUCAGGAACUACACCGACUGCGGCUGCGUGCAGAGCAGACAGGUCAUCACUCCGUCCUCAGGCGGCCAGGUCAACCAGCUACAGCUGGUCAUUGUUAAAACCUACCUGAACGAGAACGGCUACGCUGUGUUGGGGAAGUGCGACCGCACCUGCAACACUCUGAUCCCUUUCCUCAUCUUCCUCUUUAUCGUCACUCUGAUCACCGCCUGUGCCCAGCCCUCCGCCAUCAUCGUCACACUAAGGUCUGUUGAUGAACAAGAGAGGCCUUUUGCUCUUGGGAUGCAGUUCGUCUUGCUCCGAACUCUUGCCUACAUCCCCACGCCCAUCUACUUUGGUGCUGUGAUCGACACCACCUGCAUGCUGUGGCAGCAGGACUGCGGCGUGCACGGUUCCUGCUGGGAGUACGACGUCACCUCGUUCCGCUUCGUCUACUUCGGCCUGGCCGCCAGCCUGAAGUUUGUCGGCUUCAUCUUCAUCUUUCUCACCUGGUAUUCGAUCAAGCACAAGGAGGACCGGGCCGAGCGCUGGCGCCAGCACCUGCCUCCGCUGGGCACCGUCAGCGAGCUCAUCUGCCACGCCGGGGGCCAGAAAAGCCACGCUCGCACCCGCUCCUGCCCCGUGUUCAUCCCGCCUCGGCCCGACCCGCCGGCCGCCCUGCUGCUCAACCGUGGCCACAGCAGCCUCAGCUGCCCCGGCAAUGCCCUCAAAGCAAUAACCCCGCCCAUCCUGUUGCCACAUCACCACAGAGGCUCCGCCCAUGUCUGAAAGCGCGCCAAGCCUUCUCCCGGGGGUCAACGUGACAUGUGCCUUCCUGUUUGAGUUUCUGCUUUCCACCUAUCAGACACCAGGCAGGGCUCCACAGCUGCUGUGGGGCUGACUGGCAGAGACACCGGUGCGCCCACCAUACUUAAAGGGCUGCUCAUUGUUAUUUAUAUUAACAUGACAGAUGUUCUAUUAUUCAGACCAUGUCUUCAGCUGCAGCCACACACAGCAUCCACCCAGAAGGUCAGACUUCAAGGUUCGGACGAUGUAAAGACAUCACAUGGUGCUACUGUUUAAAAGGCGGGGCAUUAAAAUCUCUGUACAGACAAGAUGUGUCCUCAUCAACACGGCAUCAAAAGCACAACUGACAAACCUGUACUAUGCAAGAUCCUGUGUACAGCUCCUCCCUUCUCAGUACUGUACAGCUCCCUCUGUAUUCAACACCUGUAGCUCUUUCUUCUUCCCUGCUCAAUUUACACAUACCACCAUGUUGUUGUCUGCUCACAGUCUUAGCUGUGAGCAUGUCGGCCUCUUCUACCUUUAGAAUUAACAAGUGGGAUUUUUUUUCCCUUUUUUUCGUAACAGUGCCUCUCAGGCUGAUUCGGCCAGUCCAGUAUACAAAGCUAGCUACCAGGGUAAAUGCUAGCUACUGAAAAAGCCAGUCACUAUCCCCUCAGCUGAGUGACAGUAUUCUGCUAUUUAUUUUUUUUUCCUUUCAUGUUUGGGAGCAUUAAGUGUUGUCACAGAGAUCGAGUCAUUGCGCUUCUCUCGCCUCUGCAAGGUAACCAUGUAACUUAAAGCACCAAUGUUACAGCUGUAAAUUACUUCUCAUCAGUGAGCAAGAUAUCUGUAUUUCAUUACACGUCAUCACACUAUUUUAUUGUGACAGUGUGUCAUAAUAGGAGAAAGGAACAAGAAUGAUAUCUCGUCUCUGACCAUGUGCUGAAGCUACUGUGUCCAAAAGGUGUGAUUGUACUUGAAACUGGAAAACAUGACAGAGAUGUAAGAAAAUGUGGCAAAACUGCUGUUUUCUGAACAAAUUUGAUUUGAUUUUUAAACACAGCUUUAUCAAAGUAAAAAUAUUUUGUAUCUAAUGUAUCGCAACAAUCAACAACAAACGCUGCAUAAUUUUGGCAUUGUAUUGUAAUGGCUUCUCCAUUCUAAUGGUCAUCAGAUGUACAUAGUAGUUAUCUAGUAGUCUAGGCUUUUAAAAUAAGUAGUGCGGAAAGCAUGAAUAACGGUGAACCUCAUUUUAUCAGCAAGGGUUAUCGGACGAUUAUUCAGCUCCCGGUGUGUUUGUGGGGCCUCUAGUGGACAGGGAGAUGAUUGUGAGAAGGCCAGUGAAUGUUUGUCAGACCUACUACUAUGAAAUUCUUGGUUAAAAGGUUAAUUGUUAAACUUAAUCACUGCAUCGAAUUUAGCACUCCAGUUUUCCAAAGAUAUACCUGAGCAAGAGAUAACCUGCUGUCUCUGAACGAUGUGUUGCUGCCGUUCAUGUGACUGAGACAAAUUCUAAAACUGUCAGUUUGGCGGUGAAGGAACAUUCACUAUAUGACACAAAUGAGCCUUAACUGUUAGCAGGUACCAUCUUUUAAUAGAAUCGUCUAAUUUCCUUUUGCCUUGUGCUCUUGUUAUUUUCUAAAUUAUCUUUAUGGAUUAUUUACCGUCCUUUGAAUAGGACAGGUAGUGUUUGCAGAGGAAACAGAAAAAGUGGUAAUAUGGAGAGGAAAAAAAAAAAUAAAAGCUUUGUUCGAUAUAUAUUAGGUGCAUACAAAAAGUCAUAUCUGUGGUACAUGUUUUAAUAACCACAUUUUUAUGAGUGUUUUCUUUUCUGGGGGAGAAUAAAAGAUGAGUCUAAUAAAGUACUGAAUAUUCUGAUCAGUUCGACUUUGUUUUAGUUAUUAAAGGUUUGCAAAGGAAUGGAGAAUCUGAUGCAGUGAGUAAUACAUUUUAAAAGUUAACGUUUUGGGCCAAGAUUCAGGGUGUUCCGCCGUGGUAAUGGCAGCGACUACUUUUAGUAUUAUGACUUAGUACCUCAAAUGACAUAUUCAUAAGCGGUUCAUCGUGUAAAUACUGAUGAAACAAAUGAAGCGUAUUAUAGAGCGCACACGUAGUUAGAAGCAUAUUUAUGAACUAACCCAUUGUAAUUAAAAAGAGGGGGAAAAAAGACUUAAAGCUUGUAAAAAAAAAAAAAAAAAAAACUUUCCGUCAUGAGUUAGUUAAUUGCGAUGUAUUUUGUUACUGUCGAGCGGACUACGCAGUUAAAUGCCAAAGUUACGCUACCCAGAAUGCCCUUCUUUCCAUCUGUAAUGAUUCUAUAUCCUUCCUUUAGUGCUCCGUAUUUAUCACAGUCUCAAAAAAGGAAUUCCAGUUUAGGAUUAUUGAUCCGGUUAUGGCUGCUUAUGAAAUUCUGUUCUGAUAAAAUACCAAAUGUUGAGUAAAAAUUUUUAAAUAGAUUCGUCUUAUACUUACUGAACUUUGCAAACUCUCUCUAUAGCUUUUAGUUAGUGACUCCCUUGCUAGGCAGAACAUAAUGUUAUACUGCUUGAUUUCAGGAAUAUUUGCAUUUAGAAAAGUAGAAAAGUAGAAAAGUAAUAAUCUCAAGGCCAUGUUUUACAGGGAUUUAACAGCUAUGUGUAUUGUCAAAUUUGUGAUAUCUUAGUUACAGGUUGGAAAUUGGCUUUUAUACACAGAACUCAACGAUGAGGUGACGUGAACCAGAUCGUGCACUCUUUGCAGGGAUGGGUCGAGAAUCAUACAGUAAUGCCACACUGAUCAUUAGACAGUAAAUGCAGGGCUGUCUGCCUUUUACUGUACUGCUACUGACUACUUGGAAUUCAGUGGCCUGCUGUUCAAAUGCCUGGACUACUACUGACACAGACAACUUAAAGUUGCCUGUAGAUUUGUUUUAACACAUUUUCCUUUCAUCAGUAUUUAAAAUGAAAAUGCAUUACCUGGACAGAACAGAAGCUAUAUUCUGAAAGUUGAGCGCUUAUUGCAUUUGUUCCUCCAGAGCAGAAGUAUAACUGAUGUUUGUGAACGCUUGGUUUACAAAUGCCUUGAAUACUUGAUAUUUGUCAUUAAAAAAAACGGGAGA
Molecule: messenger RNA, 6326 nt
Organism: Micropterus dolomieu (smallmouth bass)
Lineage: Eukaryota; Metazoa; Chordata; Actinopteri; Centrarchiformes; Centrarchidae
Product: solute carrier organic anion transporter family member 5A1
Exons: 10
Coding region: 638-3232 (864 amino acids)
Biological process (GO): transmembrane transport; sodium-independent organic anion transport
Cellular component (GO): membrane
Molecular function (GO): protein binding
Source: RefSeq, a predicted model, not a curated record